Gloeophyllum trabeum ATCC 11539 is the source of this 1370-nucleotide messenger RNA. Its product is annotated as aspartic peptidase A1. The coding region runs from base 7 to 1233 and encodes 408 amino acids. NCBI's taxonomy places the organism in Eukaryota, Fungi, Basidiomycota, Agaricomycetes, Gloeophyllales, Gloeophyllaceae. Gene Ontology annotation, cellular component: fungal-type vacuole. The record is from RefSeq and is a predicted model, not a curated record. The transcript has 7 exons. Gene Ontology annotation, molecular function: aspartic-type endopeptidase activity. Gene Ontology annotation, biological process: proteolysis.
ACCACCAUGAUCCUCUCAUCCGUCCUUACGUUCCUUGUCCUCCCUUUCCUUACGGCCAAUGCUGCUGGAGUGCACAAGCUGAAGCUGAAGAAGCUGCAGCCUGUAGCUUCCAACCCUGAACUCGAGGCUGCCUGGCUCGCUGAGAAGUACGGCGGGCAACCCCAGACGCCCCUUUUCGGGGCUGGUGGGCAGGGUCGUCGCGUUCAGCAGGGCGGCGACGACUUGUACUGGGUACAGGAGAUUGCCGUUGCUGGUGGUCACGGCGUGCCGCUGAGCAACUUCGCCAACGCGCAGUACUUUACGGAGAUCUCUCUGGGUACUCCCCCUCAGACUUUCAAAGUUAUUUUGGAUACUGGCUCGAGUAACCUUUGGGUUCCGAGCAUCCAGUGCACCUCCAUUGCCUGCUUCCUGCACACCAAGUACGAUUCGUCGAAGUCCUCCACCUACAAGGCCAAUGGGUCUGAGUUCUCCAUUCAAUAUGGCACCGGCUCUAUGGAAGGUUUCGUGUCCAAUGACGUUCUGACGAUAGGCGAUAUUGUCAUCAAGGGUCAGGAUUUUGCUGAGGCAACCAAGGAGCCAGGGCUCACGUUCGCCUUUGGCAAGUUUGAUGGUAUUCUCGGUUUGGCCUACAACACGAUCUCUGUCAACCACAUCACGCCUCCCUUCUACAAUAUGAUCGACCAGAAGCUGAUUGAGGAGCCUGUCUUCUCCUUCCGUCUAGGUGAUUCCGAGGAAGAUGGUGGAGAGGCUAUCUUUGGAGGUGUUGAUGAAUCUGCGUACUCUGGCGCCAUCCACUACGCACCGGUUCGCCGAAAGGCUUACUGGGAAGUUGAGUUGGAGAAGAUCAAGUUUGGUGACGAUGAACUUGAGCUUGAGAACACUGGCGCUGCCAUCGACACUGGUACCUCAUUGAUCGCCUUGCCCACCGAUGUUGCCGAGAUGCUUAACGCGCAGAUCGGGGCAACUAAGUCCUGGAAUGGACAGUACACUGUCGACUGCGCUAAAGUUCCCGACCUUCCCGAUCUCUCCUUCUACUUCGACGGCAAGGCUUACCCGUUGAAAGGCACAGACUACGUCCUUGAGGUUCAGGGUACUUGUAUCUCAUCAUUCCAGGGUAUGGACAUCAACCUGCCCGGUGGCGAUCUCUGGAUCAUUGGUGAUGUCUUCCUUCGUCGCUACUACACGGUCUACGACGCUGGUCGCGACGCUGUCGGCUUCGCCACCGCUAAGUGAGCUGCCUCCAGCUUUGCCAUUACAUUUCCAUACCUUGUUUCUCUUGCAAUACCAGUAGCACACGAUCUUGAUCAGCAUGACAUGUUUGUACCAGUAGUCUUGGCCCGUCUACGCCGAAUAAUAUGUUCUCCGGUUUA